UAGUUCAGAUAUGGCUCUAAAAAGAGACAUGAAAAGGGAUCACGACGAUGAGGAAAUAGAUUGGAAACGACAGAGAAGUAGUGCCUUCAACAACUAUUUCACGCCUUACCCCGAAGUCUCCGAUGAUGCUAUCCCUGCGCUGAACAACUUCAACCAUCACUACACAUCAUCAGACAAUGCAAUACCAAUACCGAUGACGUCUCAUGGUUCAUUGGUGUCACCAGGGUUUCCACACAGUUCAGCGAUGCCUGAAACUUCUCAUAAUCAGGCCAACAAUCAAUACAGCUCCUUCGCCCAAAGUUUGAUGAGCAAAAUGGGUUACCAAGAGGGCAAGGGUUUAGGAAGGGACAAGCAGGGGAUAUCUGCACCUAUUGAAGCAGAAGUGCAGAUUGACAAGAAGGGUCUGGGGUUCAAUCGUGGAGAGUUGAAAACCAACUUCGGAGCAUCGUUUGAAGAGGAGGAGAUUUACUGGGAUAAAAAGGUCGAGUGGCUGACUACCUACGAAGGUGAGAUGCCGAACGACGAAACCUUGAAUGACUGGAUGGACUUCGGAGACAAGAAAACGAGUUUGGACGAUGAAGAUCUCUUCACGGAGGGAGAUCUGCUCCUGAAGAUGCUGCAGCUGAAAACUCAGUUUGACUCUCUAGAUGGGAAGCAACUGAUGAAAGCGAGGAGUAGGGCAAAUCCCUAUGAGCAGCUGAAGUGUGCUAUAUUUCAGAACAGGGCGGCUCUGAAGAUGGCCGAUAUGGAUUACGCAACUGGGUUCAUUUUUUCGGAUCCAAAAACGUCUGCUGGAGAAUCGAGGCUAUCUGCAGACCAACCAGAACUGCUUCUGUUUGCCGAUAUUUGUGCGGGACCCGGAGGCUUCACAGAAUAUCUGACAUGGAGACGCGGGUGGCGCUGCAAAGGCUGGGGACUGACGCUUAAGAGUCCAGAGAAUGCCAGUGAUUUUAGGCUGGACAAAUUUCUGGCCGGGUCCUCGGAAAGCUUCGAGCCUUACUAUGGCGUGGACGGAGCAAAUGGUGAUGGAGAUAUUCUGAAAACAGAAAAUAUUGAUGCGUUCAGAACUUAUGUGUUGGAGCAUUCGCAACCGGAGGGUGGUGUUCAUACCGUAAUGGCCGACGGAGGAUUUUCAGUGGAAGGCCAGGAAAACAUCCAGGAGAUCCUCAGCAAACACCUUAUCAUGUGUCAGAUCCUGACUGCACUGAGCAUCUUGUGCAAGGGAGGAAACUUCACCUGCAAGCUGUUCGACUGUUUCACUCUGUUCACUUCUGGUUUGGUGUACUUGUGUCACAUGUGCUUCGAAUCAGUUGGCAUAUAUAAACCAAUUACGAGUAGACCAGCUAAUUCGGAGAGGUACCUGAUGUGUAGAGGCUACAAGGGUCAGCAGGAGUGUGCCAGUAUCAUUUCACACCUGGAGAGCACCUCGGAUAACCUCAGAAAUUUGAAUAAAAAUUCAGACGAUUUUCCACAACAAGACGUUUUGUCACUAGUUCCACACGAUCAGAUGUCAUCCGAGUUCGUUGACUACCUAACUAAAUCAAACAAUGAAAUCUUGGUUCAGCAGGUGGCAGCUCUGCGAAAAGUCAUUCAGUUUGUCAAGAAUCCAAAUUUGGUCGAGUCCAGACAAGAUGAAAUUAGGGACAAAUACUUGGAAAAGUGGAAAAUUCCUAGAACGGGACGCAAAGAGAGUGCAAGAGUGGGCCCAGUGAAAAAGUUUCAGGAGCUCUGUUCGGGUCAAAACAACCCAUUUUCUGGGUGUCCGAGCGAAGAUGUUUGCGUUAAACUGACAAAAGAUAACUUCAAGAGUUUUUUGGAUUCGAUCCACGAAUUUCGGUUUUCCUUCGUGGGGUCAUCGUUGGCGCGUGAGGUGUGGCUGAGUGAGGGUGGGUUUGUAGUGCAUCGGUCGACAGAUCUGGAACAUUGGUCACGUGUAGAAGGACAUUACAAAGUGGAACUGCCCAAAGAUACAAUAAUAGAAGUGGAGAAGCUACAAGAACACCGCGUCGAGCAGCCGAAUUCUAAAAGCGACAGACCCAGCAGCUGCAAAGCCAUACACAUCACAGAUGUGGUUGCAGUAGGUGGACAAACGGUGCAUAUCAAACCCUAUAAAGAACGUCUACACGUCGCAGAACAGUUAGUCCGAGCAGUUUCUAAACCCAGUCUACCUAACAGGUGCAAGCUACGAGUAAAAGAUCUAAUCAGAUUGGAACACCUGGAGGAUAAAUUGAAUUCUCUGCAGCGUCGGAAACUUACGGUGCCCUCGUCACGCACAGAACUGUGCGUUGAUGUGCCUGAUGGAUACUUUUACCAAUGUCACGGAAUUCGCAUUGUGCGAAUCUUGAAGAGUACAUACAACAUGAUCAUAUCGAAGUCGACAGGAAAGUUUUACUUUUUCGACAAGCGCACUGGCACUUCGCAAUACGAGUGGCCGAGCUCAGCUUCGUCUUCAUUUUGGGACUGUAAAGAGAAUUGUGCGAAAUGGGUUAAGGAACCAGGAGUUCAAUUUAGUCUCGAAGAGAUACACAGGGCUCCAGAUUUGCUUUCCAGAACAGAAUUACUAGAACAUAUACGACAAUUGAAACAUGAAAACAAAAACUCGCCCCCCAAAGCCACAAAAAACUGAUAAAGUUAUUUAUAACUUAUCAAUACCGAUUAGUAGAAAUUGUCUGAGUUUUGGGAAGGGUUAUAAUUAAAUGGACUCAGAAAUACAUGAAUGCAACUACUUUGGCCUUGGAGGCGGUUUUUUGAAAACAGUCAUGGCGCCGAUAAAUAAUUAGCCAAGAUAUAACGUGAGUGAUAUUAUCGUAAGUGUCAUUUGAACCAACAAAUGAGAAUUUUUGAAUGUCAUUUAAACCAUAUUGUGUUAUAUAAACAGAUAAGGCUGUGAUUUAAAUAAUGAGUUUCUUCAAAUCAUAAGAUAAUAAAAUCUUGAAGAUUU
This is a messenger RNA of Symsagittifera roscoffensis, 2941 nucleotides long. Its product is annotated as cap-specific mRNA (nucleoside-2'-O-)-methyltransferase 1-like. The transcript is spliced from 6 exons. Gene Ontology annotation, biological process: 7-methylguanosine mRNA capping. The coding region runs from base 11 to 2626 and encodes 871 amino acids. Gene Ontology annotation, molecular function: nucleic acid binding; methyltransferase cap1 activity. NCBI's taxonomy places the organism in Eukaryota, Metazoa, Xenacoelomorpha, Acoela, Convolutidae. The record is from RefSeq and is a predicted model, not a curated record. Gene Ontology annotation, cellular component: nucleus; cytoplasm.